GCGCGCGCCAACCAACGCCAGCGCUGAACAUCCCUGAGAGCGUGAGCGCGCGGGGGAGCAACGGGAGGAGAGGAAAAGAGAGGACGAGAAACGGUUGUUGUGGCCAAUACAGCACUUUGCGGGGGGAAACGCGUCAACAUUCCUUUCGCUCUUCAGAUCUAAGGUAUACCCAGAUUAUCUUGUCGAAUUGACAUAAUCUGGUAGCCUACACGACCAGGCGCGCCUCUUGGAUGCUCCGGUGAGAUCCCCGUAUCGGUUGAUUCAUCUUCAGCGAGUCGACAGCGCAUCUCGUGCCCUCUGAAGCGGCGGUUUUGAUGGGAGGCGAAAGUGGAUACAUUAUUAAUACAGAGACAGAGGAGAACAGCAAGAAAAUACGUCUUGUCAGUUUUGUCAUGACCACUGCAUUUUUUGCAAUGUGAUCUUGGUCGCCUUUACGGUUUCCUUGCUCAGUGAGAGGAGGAGUGGGAAUCGGACAUCGUUUUAAAAAAAUCUUUGUGUUGAAUCACGCUUGUUCAUAGGUGACUGUAUUUCCGAUAUUGAUUGAUUUGAUUGCAUGACAGUCAACAUUAGCACAGGGAUCUAUAUCCAUACUUUUGCCGAAAGAUGUUGUUCACCUAUUAGCAGAUUUCCUUCCAUUGCAUCCAGCCGCAGGGUCCUCAGCAUCCACGCAAUUUGGGGGCACCGGUGAGGAAGAUAGGGGGAGAUAGAGUCGAGAAGCAAACGAGUAAAGAGAUCAACAGAGGGUAAGACUCCGGUGAGUAAAAAUGCUGCCAUCGCAAGAAGCCUCCAAGAUCUACCAUGACAACUACAUGCGGAACUCUAGGGCCAUCGGGGUCCUGUGGGCGAUCUUCACCAUUUGCUUUGCCAUUAUCAAUGUGGUGGUGUUCAUUCAGCCCUACUGGAUCGGUGACAGCGUGAACACACCGCACGCCGGGUACUUUGGCUUGUUCCACUACUGCGUGGGUGAAGGGACCUCCAACCGCGAUCUCAGGUGUUACGGGACCUUCUCCGACUUCGCCUCCAUCCCUUCCGGCGCUUUCAAAGCAGCUGCCUUCUUCGUGCUGAUGUCCAUGGUACUCAUCCUCAGCUGCAUAGCCUGUAUGGCGCUCUUCUUCUUCUGCAACACCGCCACAGUCUACAAGACGUGCGCCUGGAUGCAGCUGCUUUGCGCGGUCUGCUUGGUGCUGGGUUGUAUGAUAUUCCCGGACGGCUGGGACGCAGAGGUGAUCCGGGACAUGUGCGGCGAGUUCUCGGGGAAGUACACACUGGGGAACUGCUCCGUGCGCUGGGCCUACAUCCUGGCCAUCAUCGGCAUCCUGGACGCCCUCAUCCUCUCCUUCCUAGCCUUUGUCCUCGGGAACCGCCAGAGCGACUUCCUUCACGAGGAGAUCAAGGCUGACAACAAAGAUUUUGCAGUAUCGAGGAUUGAGAUCCGGGAUAUGAAGGACCCUCGCUAUGGAGUGCAGCGGUUUCACUGAAAUGUUGGUGCCUCCUCCCGCUCCUCUCUCUGUUCCUCGGGCUCCAGGCACCCCCGCCCUUCCCCCUCGCCCCUCCUCUUCCUCCUCCUCCUCUCCCCCUCUCCUCAGGUCAAAGUGUCUGACCUCAAGAAGGAGGCUGUUCACACAGCAGUUUUGUAAUAUAGAACUGGACAGGAUUCUUGGAAAAGAAAAAAAAAAAGAAAAGGAGAAACUAUUCUGUAUCAUUUUAGAUGUUUGAAGAAGACCUACUAACAAAGAACAAUGUCAGCUUUACAAAAACCAACACCUCUGGGAACAUGAUGACAACAGAGUAUUGCUAUUACGUGUUAUUCCUAUGAUGAUGAUGAUGACGAAGAUGAAGAUGUAAUUACGAUAAUUAUGCUUGCAGCAGCUGUAACCAGUUCCAAUCUGCAUAUUUUAUCAAAAGAGAAAAGUUAAAGAUUUCUAGCUUUAAAAAAGAAAAAAAAAUGGUUGUUAUGAAUUGCAUAUGUUCAAGCGCCUGGGUGCUACUUUGGAGACACAUGAAAAAAGUACAAACCAAAAAUCUGAAAAAAAAAGAGAAAAAAACUUUUUGUACAGCAGUGUGUAAUUCUGUCCUUUUCUGACCGAUUUUGAACACCCUAUUUGUACCUGUGGUCCUCUGCCUCCGAGACUUCAGAGGGACAGAUGGCGUAUGUUUAUUUGUAAAUAAUGUCUUUCUAUGGAAACAGGGUACAGGCUUAAAUAAUUUAUGCUAUUUAAGUUCAUAUUCCCUUCCCUGACCCUUUCAAGAGUGUAUUUGUCAAACUACACCUUAUCAUUAUUGUUUCACUUCAUAUAUCCUAAUAUGUAAGCAACCCUCCAAAAAUAUUAUUCCACCAUAUACAACUGAUUAUGAUGAUGAUGAUGAUGAUAAAGACAAAAGUGAUGGUAAUAUGUUCUACUGAGAUCAAAUAGUGAACAUGUAAAUGUGUUAUCAUUUACUAUGUUUUUCCACUUUUACUGUAUGAUGUUCACAAUGCAGUGAUCGAUCUAAAACAUUCAUGAGGUCAAGCUGUCAUGGACACCCUUGUCUUGUUGUGGUUCUUACUCUUCAUGGGUUGUCUGUGAUUGCUGGGUUUCUGAUCAGUUCUUGUGGAUGUGUGUGUGUGUGUGUUUUUAUUGUUUGUGUUCUUUUGUACCCCACUCUGUUUGGCGGAAAUGCCCUGCAUGCUGCAUUCAACUCAGGCCCCGCCCUCAUCACAGACUCCUGCUGGCCCCACAAGGACAGGCCUGACCAGACGAUUAUCAAUCGCUCUCACCCUUCAUCAGUCACGCCCCCUGGAGGCCACCACCACCUCCACAAACACACACACACACACAUACACACACACACACACUCUCUCUCUCUCUCUCACACACACACACACACACACACACACACACACACACACACACACACACACACACACACACACAAGACUGUGAAGCCCAGUGGACCAGUGCCUGACUACACUUCCACAAUGCUCCGCUCCUCUCUUCUCCUCUCCGGCGAGAAGGAUGCCUCAGCAGUGGAGUGGUGCGGAGAGCGGCUAGCGGCGCUGCAUUCUCUCUGCUUCACUGGGUGGUCUGUACUUUUCACAGCGGGACGCCAGCCCACAAACAUUACGCACUGAGCCGCUCCACAUCCUCAAUGAACAGCACGUUUUUCAGCGUAGAGGAACCCCCACCACCCACCCACCCACCUAUUCAACUGAGCUCUUUCCACACACACCCUCCCAUUCUCACUCAGUACCCUUGACUUACAGUGUAAAGUAUGGCCCAAAAACAACUCUGGUGCUUUCAUAAUGGUUGUUUUUGUUUUCUUUUUGCUUUGUUUUGUUUUGUUGUU
Molecule: messenger RNA, 3327 nt
Organism: Alosa sapidissima (American shad)
Lineage: Eukaryota; Metazoa; Chordata; Actinopteri; Clupeiformes; Clupeidae
Gene: lhfpl4a
Product: LHFPL tetraspan subfamily member 4a
Exons: 4
Coding region: 765-1478 (237 amino acids)
Biological process (GO): gamma-aminobutyric acid receptor clustering; sensory perception of sound
Cellular component (GO): inhibitory synapse; postsynaptic membrane; plasma membrane
Molecular function (GO): GABA receptor binding
Source: RefSeq, a predicted model, not a curated record